Messenger RNA from Homalodisca vitripennis (glassy-winged sharpshooter), 1215 nucleotides. RefSeq names its product casein kinase II subunit beta-like. NCBI's taxonomy places the organism in Eukaryota, Metazoa, Arthropoda, Insecta, Hemiptera, Cicadellidae. The coding region runs from base 248 to 916 and encodes 222 amino acids. Gene Ontology annotation, cellular component: protein kinase CK2 complex; cytoplasm. The record is from RefSeq and is a predicted model, not a curated record. Gene Ontology annotation, molecular function: protein kinase regulator activity. The transcript has 6 exons.
AGAUCACUGCAUGGUCUAUGAGAGCAAAGAGCUAAAGGGAGUACCGUAGUUAUAAAAGACUAGAUUUUGAUUGUGAUCGUGAUGGCAUGUGUAAAAAGAUCUAAUCGGAAAAAUAUAAUCAAACAUAGAGAUAGACAAUAGAGGCUCGCCAAGUGUUUGACAAGCAGGAGUUAAUUGCAACUGCAGUAAAGUUUAUUCACAUAUAGAACGGGAAAUAAGCGUGGCUAAACAACAUAGUAAGAGAAAAAUGAGCAGUUCUGAGGAAGUUUCAUGGAUAUCUUGGUUCUGUGGUCUUCGAGGAAAUGAAUUUUUUUGUGAGGUUGAUGAAGAUUAUAUACAAGACAAAUUCAACUUGACAGGUUUAAGUGAACAAGUUCCACAUUAUAGACAAGCCUUGGAUAUGAUCCUGGAUUUGGAGCCAGAUGAGGAACUUGAAGACAACCCAAAUCAAUCUGAUUUAAUCGAACAAGCUGCAGAGAUGUUAUAUGGUUUGAUUCAUGCUCGUUAUAUCCUGACAAACCAUGGAAUUGCACAGAUGAUUGAGAAAUACCAGGCUUGUGAUUUCGGAGUUUGCCCAAGAGUUUACUGUGAUUCUGAAAACAUGCUUCCUAUUGGGCUAUCAGAUGUACCUGGCGAGGCUAUGGUGAAAUCAUAUUGUCCCAAGUGUAUGGACAUUUACACGCCUAAGUCGUCAAGGUUCCACCAUUCAGAUGGAGCUUACUUCGGCACAGGAUUUCCUCACAUGUUGUUUAUGGUUCAUCCAGAAUACAGACCUAAACGUCCCGCCAACCAGUUUGUUCCAAGGUUAUAUGGGUUUAAAAUCCAUCCUUUGGCCUAUCAAAUUCAACAGCAAGCAGCAGCCAACUUCAAGGCUCCACUCCGUGCUCUAAACUAUGGCAACAGUACUAAGCGUUGACCUAUGAACAUCAAUAGACAGUAGGUUUACUGUGUUUCUUACUGUUGGAAGUGUCUAGAUGAAGUGUAAGACAAAAAUAACAAAUGUUGACAUCGUUAAGGUUUAUGUUGUUAUCUACACUCUGAUAAUGGACACAGAUGAUAUUUGAGUUGUGGUCAUUAUAAGAUAGCUGCUUAUAUUUUAUAAUAAAUCCUGUAUCACAGACUAAACUAUUGAUUUAUUCAACAGUUACAGCUGUUAGCUAAAAACAACAUUAACUGUGUUUUAGUAUGGUAAAAAUAAAUGUAUUCAGUAUUGGA